Messenger RNA from Onychostoma macrolepis, 1104 nucleotides. RefSeq names its product RAB9B, member RAS oncogene family (gene rab9b). The transcript is spliced from 2 exons. The coding region runs from base 99 to 707 and encodes 202 amino acids. Gene Ontology annotation, cellular component: lysosome; late endosome; phagocytic vesicle. Gene Ontology annotation, biological process: retrograde transport, endosome to Golgi; Rab protein signal transduction. Gene Ontology annotation, molecular function: GTP binding; GTPase activity. The record is from RefSeq and is a predicted model, not a curated record. NCBI's taxonomy places the organism in Eukaryota, Metazoa, Chordata, Actinopteri, Cypriniformes, Cyprinidae.
ACUAUCAUACACGCAGCGCGUGAAAUCUCAGCAGCCAGCAGCACUGCUCGCGGUACAAUAUGAGGCUGCAGUGAAGACCUGUGGCACCGGGGGCCGUUAUGAGUGGGAAGAGCCUCUUGUUGAAGGUCAUUCUCCUGGGGGAUGGCGGCGUGGGCAAAAGCUCCCUGAUGAACCGCUACGUGACCGACCGCUUCGACUCGCAGUCGUUCCACACCAUCGGUGUGGAGUUCCUCAACCGUGAUUUGGAGAUCGACGGCCGGCUGGUCACCCUGCAGAUCUGGGACACAGCGGGCCAGGAGCGCUUCAAGAGCCUGCGCACACCCUUCUACCGCGGGGCGGACUGCUGCCUGCUCACCUUCGCUGUGGACGACCUGCAGAGCUUCCAGAACCUGGGCUGCUGGAAGAAGGAGUUCAUGUAUUACUCAGACGUACGAGACCCGGAGCGCUUCCCCUUUGUGGUGCUGGGAAACAAAGUGGACAAGGAGCAGCGGGAGGUCGGCGAGGAGGAGGCCCGGGCUUGGUGUGAGGAAAACGGCUGCUGUCCGUACUUCGAGACCAGCGCCAAGGACGACACGAACGUGGGGGCCGCUUUCGAGGCUGCUGUCCGGGAAGUCCUGGCCAGCGAGGAUCCCAUCGACCACACCCUGCUGAGCAGCUCCAUCGAUCUCCACGGAAAUCGUAAAGUGGCUCGCUCGUCCUGCUGUUGAGGUGCUUCUGAUGGUGCGUUCAAGUCAUGUCGGAUAGAUCGUAUUUACGAGUUGAAUGCACAUGAACGGCACUACAAAGUCUUCUUAUAUGGAAGCCCUGCCACUGAAUAAAAAUUUUAAAAAAGGUAAUUGCGACUUUUUACCUCACAAUUCUGACUUUUUUCUCACAAUUGCGAGUUUAUAUUCGCAAUUACCUUUUUUAUAUUUUUUUUUAUUCAGUGGCGGAAACGGGCUUGCAUAUUAUUAUGAGAGGGAAACUCAAUAUUUUCUUUAAGCCCUGAGUUUCCAAGUUGAGGGCGUGUCCAUGAAAAAAUGUGUCGGAUGCAGUGGACGCAGCCAAAGACUAUAGCUUGUUUGCAAUCAUGCGAUUCUGAUGAUGUGCGAAAUGCAGCUGGAG